Molecule: messenger RNA, 511 nt
Organism: Eurypyga helias (sunbittern)
Lineage: Eukaryota; Metazoa; Chordata; Aves; Eurypygiformes; Eurypygidae
Product: potassium voltage-gated channel subfamily A member 5-like
Exons: 1
Biological process (GO): potassium ion transmembrane transport; protein homooligomerization
Cellular component (GO): voltage-gated potassium channel complex
Molecular function (GO): delayed rectifier potassium channel activity
Source: RefSeq, a predicted model, not a curated record
CGCAACGAGUACUUCUUCGACCGCAACCGGCCCAGCUUCGACGGGAUCCUCUACUUCUACCAGUCCGGGGGCAAACUCCGCCGUCCCGUCAACGUCUCCAUCGACGUCUUCGCCGACGAGAUCCGCUUCUACCAGCUGGGCGAGGAGGCUAUGGAGCGCUUCCGGGAGGACGAGGGGUUCAUCAAAGAGGAGGAGAAGCCCCUGCCCCGCAAUGAGUUCCAGCGCCAGGUCUGGCUUAUCUUUGAGUACCCCGAGAGCUCUGGCUCAGCCCGGGCCAUCGCCAUCGUCUCCGUGCUGGUCAUCCUCAUCUCCAUCAUCACCUUCUGCCUGGAGACCCUGCCAGAAUUCAGGGACGAGAGGGAGAUGCCUGUGCCCCUGCCCCCACAAAGCGGAGGUUUGAAUGGCACGACCGGAGACUCCCCACCCAUGCAGCCGCCCACUAGCCUCUCCGACCCCUUCUUCAUCAUCGAGACCACCUGCGUGAUCUGGUUCACCUUUGAGCUCCUCGUCC